UAAAAGCCCCUCGGACACUCCAAAGAGCUGCUAAAGAUUUUACAGAAGAGCCAGAAGGAAGAUCUUUUGUGUGUAUACAAUGAAGUCGACUUUGGUGGUACUUUCAAUCCUGGCCACGGCUUUGGCAAAUCCUCUGGGGCAGCAUGAGGUGCUGGAGCAACCAAUUGAGGAGAUGGGAGAUUUCUUUGAGGGCGAUAUGGAACUCACAGAAACCCAGCGAAGGACAGUUUUCGAUGGAAUGAUCGAUGGACGUACUGGACUCCUUAAUGUGCGCUACCGCUGGCCAGAUAAUACUCUCGCCUAUGAUUUUGCCAGUGAUGUCAACCAGGAGCAAAGGAAUUAUGUUGAGCUGGCAUUGAGAAACAUCUCAGGACAUACAUGCCUUAAAUUCGUUCGACGCACCAACCAAGUCGAUUAUGUGCUCGUCACAACAGAUGCUACAGGAUGCUCAUCGUAUGUUGGACGCAUCAACGGGAUGCAAACACUGAAGCUCAAGUCAAACACUCCUGGAUCGGGAUGCUGGCGUUUCGGAACGGUUGUUCAUGAAUUUAUUCACGCCCUUGGCUUCCAUCACUCUCAGGCGGCGUACAAUCGUGACGACUACGUCAUCAUCAAGUGGGAGAACAUUGAGCCAGGCAAGGAGAACAACUUCAACCUGAGGGAUCGUACUACAACUACAAUGUUCGACCUUGACUAUGACUACGGCAGCGUAAUGCACUACAGCAAAACAUCCUUCAGCGUCAAUGGACAACCAACAAUUGUUCCAAUUAAAGAUGGCGUCACAAUUGGUCAACGCGAAGGGAUGAGUGAGCUUGACAUCAGGAGACUCAACAGAAUGUACAACUGUCCAAGUGGGCAGUAACUUCAUGAGCACUAAUAAAUUAUACUUUCUCACGCACUCAA
Molecule: messenger RNA, 903 nt
Organism: Lutzomyia longipalpis
Lineage: Eukaryota; Metazoa; Arthropoda; Insecta; Diptera; Psychodidae
Product: seminal metalloprotease 1-like
Exons: 1
Coding region: 80-862 (260 amino acids)
Biological process (GO): proteolysis
Molecular function (GO): metalloendopeptidase activity; zinc ion binding
Source: RefSeq, a predicted model, not a curated record